UCGAUUCGAAUCGCGUUCACGUAUCCCACCGGCGCACUUUACGGCGCGUAUAAUUUUCGUCUCUCUCCCGAGGCCCGGAACAUCCGCGCCGUUGCCGUGCGGUACGCCAUCAGUAUCUAGCGUGCACCGGCAGCACAUCCAAACCAUUUCGUCUCCGCUCCCCGAGAAAACAGGAAUAUUCCCCUCCUGACUCCUAUUUUAAACUUAAUCAUUCCCCCAUCUCCUCUCUCUCUCUCUCUCUCUCUCUCUCAGAAGUUCCUCUAAUUCCACCGCUCCAGACUUUCAGGUGCUCGAGUAGAAGAGAAACCUCCACUUACCUCCCUUUCUGGGCUUCUUUUCUAAUCUUAUUACAUGAAUCAAAAUAAGAGAAGAUGAAGCUAUCUUUUGUACCUCUCGUGGUAUCAUCACUGCUACUGCUUGGGCUCCUUCCCUCCUCUGCUGCCCCGCUGGGGAAGACGUGCCUGGUCAAUUGGAACUGCGACGCCGGGCUGCAUUGCGAGACGUGCAUCGCGGAAGGCGAAUUCCGGCCAAGGUGUACCCGGAUCAAGCCCACGGAUCCCAAAUCUAAGGGGGGGAGCGAUCUGCCGUUCAAUCGGUACGCGUGGCUCACGACCCACAACUCGUUUGCGAAGAUCGCCGCCACCCUCGCCCCCACGAACCAGCAAGACUCCGUCACCGACCAGCUCAACAAUGGUGUCAGGGGCUUGAUGCUGGAUAUGUAUGACUUUCUGAACGACAUCUGGCUGUGCCACUCCUUUGGUGGCAAUUGCUACAAUUUCACUGCCUUUAAACCUGCCAUCGAUGUGCUUAAAGAAAUCCAGGCAUUCCUCCAAGCAAACCCUUCAGAGGUCAUCACCAUAUUUAUUGAAGACUAUGUCACUUCCCCUAAUGGUCUCACUAAAGUGUUUACUGCCUCGGGCCUAAAGAAGUAUUGGUUCCCAGUCUCCCGAAUGCCCCAGAAAGGUGGGGACUGGCCAUUGCUCAGUGACAUGAUCAACAAGAAUCAACGUUUGGUGGUUUUCACAUCGAAAUCUUCGAAAGAAGCCGCCGAGGGCAUCGCAUAUCAGUGGAGAUACGUAGUAGAAAACCAAUAUGGAGAUGGGGGGAUGAAAGAUGGUUCGUGCCCAAAUCGUGCCGAGUCGUCCCCCAUGAAUACCAUGUCAAGGUCACUUGUUUUGAUGAACUAUUUUCCAGACGCACCAAAUUACCCAGCAGCUUGCAAGGAAAAUUCAGCUCCACUUGAGAGCAUGCUGAACACCUGUCGCAAUGCAUCAGCUAGCCGAUGGCCUAACUUUAUAGCAGUAGAUUUUUACAAGAGAAGUGAUAGAGGUGGAGCCCCAGAAGCUACAGAUAUAGCAAAUGGACAACUAAUCUGCGGAUGCGGUAGUAUUGCAGAUUGCAAGGUUAAUGGCUCCCGGGGCACUUGUGGGGAUUCACCCAAGGCUUCACGCACUUGGCAUCGACAGCACAAAACGUUGAGUACUUCAGCUGCGGGAAGGCCACUUCAAAGGUGGUGGUGGAUAAUUGUGGUGUGCGUGGUCAUAGCCCUGUUACUUUUGUAGAUUGUAGUCUGUGUGUUGAUGAUGUAUCGAUUCUUGUGAUUGAGAGCCAGCCGUGUUAGCUGAGCAAAUUAAUAGAAUGAAGUAGUUUUGAGACUUCUUAAGCCCAAUAUUCUCUUUGUUAUGGGAAAAGCAAACCUGUUCCUGUAA
Phoenix dactylifera (date palm) is the source of this 1709-nucleotide messenger RNA. RefSeq names its product PI-PLC X domain-containing protein At5g67130-like. The record is from RefSeq and is a predicted model, not a curated record. Gene Ontology annotation, molecular function: phosphoric diester hydrolase activity. Gene Ontology annotation, biological process: lipid metabolic process. NCBI's taxonomy places the organism in Eukaryota, Viridiplantae, Streptophyta, Magnoliopsida, Arecales, Arecaceae.